AUGCGCCUGGAUAAAAAAGUUUUGGGUAAGAAGGACCCAUGCUCACAUCAGUCACUCGGGCACCAGGCUAUUCCCCAAGAUAAAUGUGGCGGUACCAUAAAAAUUGAAAGUCCCGGGUACCUGACAUCUCCCGGUUAUCCUCAUUCCUAUCACCCAAGUGAGAAAUGUGAGUGGUUGAUUCAGGCUCCGGACCCGUACCAGAGAAUCAUGAUCAACUUCAACCCGCACUUUGAUUUGGAGGACAGAGAUUGCAAGUAUGACUACGUGGAGGUCAUCGAUGGAGAAAAUGAAAAUGGACGUCUAUGGGGAAAGUUUUGUGGGAAAAUUGCCCCUUCCCCUGUAGUGUCUUCAGGACCAUUUCUUUUCAUCAAAUUUGUCUCUGACUAUGAAACACAUGGUGCAGGAUUUUCCAUUCGAUAUGAAAUUUUCAAGAGAGGUCCUGAAUGUUCCCAGAACUACACAGCAUCUACUGGAGUGAUAAAGUCCCCCGGAUUCCCUGAAAAAUAUCCCAACAGCCUUGAAUGUACUUAUAUUAUCUUUGCACCAAAGAUGUCCGAGAUUAUCCUGGAAUUUGAAAGCUUUGACCUGGAGCUUGACUCAAAUAAUCCUCUGGGGAUGGCUUGUCGCUACGACCGGCUAGAAUUCUGGGACGGAUUCCCUGGGGUUGGCCCUCACAUCGGGCGUUUCUGUGGACAGAAAACACCAGGUCAGAUCCGUUCUUCGUCGGGCAUUCUCUCCAUGGUUUUCUAUACCGACAGUGCGAUAGCCAAAGAAGGCUUCUCAGCCAACUACAGUAUCUUACACAGCAGUGUCUCAGAAGAUUUCAAAUGUAUGGAACCCCUGGGCAUGGAGUCCGGAGAGAUCCACUCCGACCAGAUCAAAGCCUCUUCCCAGUACAGCACCAACUGGUCUGCCGAGCGCUCCCGCCUGAACUACCCAGAGAACGGGUGGACUCCAGGGGAAGACUCCUACCGAGAGUGGAUACAGGUGGACCUGGGCCUCCUGCGUUUUGUCACUGCUAUCGGAACCCAGGGGGCCAUUUCCAAGGAAACAAAGAAGAAAUAUUACGUCAAGACUUACAGAGUGGACAUCAGCUCCAACGAGGAUGACUGGAUCACCAUAAAAGAAGGCAAUAAACCUGUGAUCUUUCAGGGAAACACCAACCCCACAGAUGUUGCUUUUGGCAAUUUUCCCAAACCACUGAUAACUCGAUUUAUCCGGAUCAGACCUGUGACUUGGGAAACUGGCAUAUCUAUGAGAUUUGAAGUCUAUGGCUGCAAGAUAACAGACUACCCGUGCUCCGGAAUGCUGGGCAUCGUGUCCGGACUCAUCUCCGACUCCCAGAUCACGGCAUCCAACCAAGGGGACAGGAACUGGAUGCCGGAGAACGUCCGCCUGAUAAGCAGCCGCUCCGGCUGGGUCCUGCCCCCCGCCCCGCACCCCUACAACAAUGAGUGGCUGCAGGUGGACCUGGGCGAGGAGACCAUGGUGAGGGGCGUCAUCAUCCAGGGCGGGAAGCACCGGGAGAACAAGGUGUACAUGAGGAAGUUCAAGGUCGGGUACAGCAACAACGGCUCCGACUGGAAGAUGAUCAUGGACGACAGCAGACGUAAGGCCAAGUCUUUUGAAGGCAACAACAAUUAUGACACACCUGAGCUACGGACAUUUCCACCUAUUUCUACGCGACUCAUCCGGAUCUACCCCGAGAGAGCCACUCACGGCGGCCUAGGGCUGCGGAUGGAGCUGCUGGGCUGUGAUGUGGAAGCGCCGACAGCUGGACCCACCACUCCCAAUGGGAACCCAGUGGACGAAUGUGACGACGACCAGGCCAACUGCCACAGCGGAACAGGUGGAACCACUGUGCUGACCACAGAAAAGCCAACGAUCAUAGACAGUACAAUACAAUCAGAGUUUCCAACAUAUGGCUUUAACUGUGAGUUUGGCUGGGGCUCUCACAAGACGUUCUGUCACUGGGAACACGACAGCCAGGUGCAGCUCAAGUGGAGUGUGCUGACCAGCAAGACGGGCCCCAUCCAGGACCACACAGCAGGAGAUGGCAACUUCAUCUACUCCCAAGCUGACGAAAAUCAGAAGGGCAAGGUGGCCCGCCUGGUGAGCCCUGUGGUUUAUUCCCAGAACUCUGCCCACUGCAUGACCUUCUGGUACCACAUGUCUGGGUCCCACGUCGGCACCCUGAGAGUCAAACUGCGCUACCAGAAGCCAGAGGAGUACGACCAGCUGGUCUGGAUGGCCAUCGGACACCAAGGCGACCACUGGAAGGAAGGGCGUGUCUUGCUCCACAAGUCUCUGAAGCUUUACCAGGUGAUUUUCGAGGGCGAAAUCGGAAAAGGAAACCUUGGUGGGAUUGCAGUGGACGACAUUAGUAUCAAUAACCACAUUUCUCAAGAAGACUGUGCGAAACCAGAUGACCUGGAUAAAAAGAAUACGGAAACUAAAAUCGAUGAAACAGGGAGCACCCCAGGAUACCAGGGCGAGGGAGAAGGCGACAAGAACAUCUCCCGGAAGCCAGGCAACGUGCUGAAGACCUUGGACCCUAUCCUCAUCACCAUCAUCGCCAUGAGUGCCCUGGGGGUCCUGCUGGGGGCCGUGUGUGGGGUCGUGCUCUACUGUGCCUGCUGGCACAACGGGAUGUCCGAGAGAAACCUGUCUGCCCUGGAGAACUACAACUUCGAACUCGUGGACGGCGUGAAGUUGAAAAAGGACAAACUGAACACACAGAGCUCCUAUUCGGAAGCAUGAAGCCGGGCGGAGGAGGGAAGUGGAGGACGUGACGGAGCGAGCGGGGGACGGUCAUCCGCUCUCGUGGACAGGCUGGACAGUGCGGUGAUGACACUGAGCCAGGCUUUUCUCAGGAGCUUCGAUGCGCGCGGCCGACAGACGGGGACGGUGAGCUGUGCUGGCGAUCGCAGUCAAGUACAGUCGGCUUCUUCUGUUGGUUCCUUUUGAAUAAUCAGAUGCCGGUGUUGCGACCAAGCGUGACGGACUUGAGCGACUCAUUUCCACUCUCCCUGCCUCGCCCCUUCCCCCUCUCCCUCUGAUGGCUUCUUUUUGGAAACUGCAGAAUCCAAGAUGCUGGCGCCAAGUGUAUUCCGAGGGGUCCCUCCGGUGGACAUUCAUUCAACUGGUCGCCAGUGCCCAGAAUAUCUCAGCCUCGCCGCCCUCAGCGGACUCCCAAAGUCAGUCCCGUGCGUAAUCACCCACGCGUGCAGAGAAGAAGGAUCGGGUGUUUUAUUUUCAAAGCACUGUAGCCUCCAUACCGAUACCGCACGUCAGCUCUGUUUAUGAAGCAAUACCGUCCCAUUUUCUUGAUGUUCUCCAGUGUUUUACUAAACCCCGUGCUUGUGAACGCCAUACAGGAAACGGUGCCGUCACCAAACUCCGCGGGCAACUGACUGGGUGUACUGCUGACGACCAGGACAGAAACCCUUGGCACUGGCUCUCUGUGUCCUCUCAAGUGCCUUUUCGUUUGUACUGGUUCAUUGUGUGACAUUGGCGACCCACGCUGUUUCCUGCCGGGGAAGGCCCUCCUCUUUCACGGAACCCUGGUGACCCACUGACUAGGAAGAAAGUAUAUUUUAGUGCGAGACGUCAGCCCCCAGGAAGGCAAGGGCUUGAAGACUUGGCACCGUGGCUUAAUCGUUCUGCUUUUUCUGUGGUUCAAUUCCAUGUCUCUUGACCCUUUUGUAUAAAGCUGCAAUAUUCUCUCCUGUCGUUCUUUCAUAUGGAAUGUAUUUUCA
Molecule: messenger RNA, 3758 nt
Organism: Fukomys damarensis (Damara mole-rat)
Lineage: Eukaryota; Metazoa; Chordata; Mammalia; Rodentia; Bathyergidae
Gene: Nrp1
Product: neuropilin 1
Exons: 17
Coding region: 1-2760 (919 amino acids)
Biological process (GO): axon guidance; vascular endothelial growth factor signaling pathway; angiogenesis
Cellular component (GO): membrane
Molecular function (GO): semaphorin receptor activity; vascular endothelial growth factor receptor activity
Source: RefSeq, a predicted model, not a curated record